Nematostella vectensis (starlet sea anemone) is the source of this 1650-nucleotide messenger RNA. Its product is annotated as bile acid-CoA:amino acid N-acyltransferase. Gene Ontology annotation, molecular function: fatty acyl-CoA hydrolase activity. Gene Ontology annotation, biological process: fatty acid metabolic process; acyl-CoA metabolic process. The coding region runs from base 124 to 1485 and encodes 453 amino acids. Lineage: Eukaryota; Metazoa; Cnidaria; Anthozoa; Actiniaria; Edwardsiidae. The record is from RefSeq and is a predicted model, not a curated record. The transcript is spliced from 2 exons.
GAUACGUGCGCGAGUGGUUAGUGCGCAUGCGCAUGUUUUUAUAGUUCCAUUGAACCUUGAAAUUAGCCCAACACAAUGUUUUCUUAACUACCAGGGAGCUAGAAAGAUCCAUGAAACUAGAGAAUGAGUAUUUUACAUCAAUGGACUAUAUUUCGAGGUAUAAGGAAAACGAUACAAAUGAUGGCUCUACAGACAAAAUUCAGGUCGAAAACAACGGUUCAUUGCAGCCCCUUGAGCUCUUUGAUUGAUGACAAAAAUAAGAUAACGAUUGAUGGCCUUUGUCCGUCUUCUGAUGUGACCAUUCAGGCGAGAUUACAGGGAGAUUCCAAGGAAAGAUUCUACUCAUUCGCACACUACACAGCCGAUUGCGAGGGACGCGUUGACCUCCACACACAGCCCUCCGUAGGGGGUUUCUAUAGGGGUAUUGAACCAAUGGGUUUGUUAUGGAGCAUGAUGCCAGAAACGGGGCAGCGGAAGGGACUAAGACUGGCUAAGAAAGAAGUCACUACCCCUUACAAAAUCAGCCUUACUGUACAUCGGGGACAUUACAAGGGUGAUGAUGUCAUGUCUGAGGGGGAGGCGGUAUGCUGUACAACUUUUGAAAAAUGGUAUAUGGGGGUAGGGGUGAGGCGGAUUGUCAUCACAGAGGGAAAGAUCAGAGCGACAUUGUUUCUUCCACCAGGAGAUGGACCCUUCCCAGGAGUUUUGGAUAUGUUUGGGUCGGUUGGUGGCAAGGUUGAAUACAGAGCAGCAUUACUUGCAUCUCAUGGUUUUGCAUCACUAGCCCUGGCCUUCUUCAGAUAUGACGACCUCACUGAUAAAUUGGAAGAUCUCUGUCUGGAAUACUUCAUAGAAGCUGCAGAAUGGCUAUCAAAUCACCCUCAUGUACUCCCUGGGGGCAUUGGAGUAACAGCUGUCUCAAAAGGAGCAGAGAUAGGCUUGCUCUUAGCAGCAAAUUUUAAACAGAUUAAAGCUGUUGUGGCCAUUUCAUCAUACCACUGCAUAGAAUAUAGCCCUAUAAGCUACAGGGGAAAGAUGACUCCUUAUGUCCCAUGUCAAGGGGAAGGGUACAAGUUUGAGAAUGAUGGAAGCCUCAUUGUAAAAGAUUGUUAUAUGGAGGAUUGGGAUGGGGAUAUUACAGAAAACCCAUACAUGAUUCCUGUGGAAAACACUAAGUGUCCCAUCCUUCUCAUAUAUGGAACAGAUGACAGUCUAAUGUAUGUUGAGGACUCUGCCGAGAAGAUAAUGAAUAGAAUGGAUGCUCACGGCAAGAAGUCUCAAGUGACGGUAUUGAUGUAUGAGGGUGCAGGACACCUUAUAGAGCCACCCUACACCCCUCUUUGUUCGAUGGCAUACCAUGUGUUCAAGAUGUAUAUGAAGUUUGGUGGAGAACCUGUACAGCAUGCAAAAGCUCAGGAAGAUUCUUGGAGGAAAAUUUUGGGUUUUCUAUGGAAGAACUUGACAAGUGUACCAAGCAAGCUGUAGACAUCUAUGAUUCAUUUAUUCAGGAGAACAUUAUAUUUAAUUAUAAUUGAACAUUAUACAAAAUUUUCUUGAAGUAACAUAAGCUUGUCAAAGGGAUUUUAAGAAUCUUCAUGUACCAGAAUUUUUUUUAGAAAGUAUUCAUUAUUAUUCCUUAGGUAAUACUUA